Messenger RNA from Lotus japonicus, 1167 nucleotides. RefSeq lists its product as uncharacterized. The transcript is spliced from 3 exons. NCBI's taxonomy places the organism in Eukaryota, Viridiplantae, Streptophyta, Magnoliopsida, Fabales, Fabaceae. Bases 213 to 761 code for a protein of 182 amino acids. The record is from RefSeq and is a predicted model, not a curated record.
UAUUUGCAAGGUGCAACCUUUACUUUACCUUUUCUUCCCAUUCUCUCCCUCAAUUGAAUCAAUGCACUGACCCUCCCUCUCUCGGCCUCUCAGUCGCACCCCUCCGCGCCGUCGCCUGUUUGAUCGGAAGCCACACCGGAGUUUCACGGCCGCAGACUUCAUCUCCAUUUUGGGUCUCUCUAUUUGCAUCAAUCUUUCGCACAAGUUCAGUAAUGUCGACCUUUUUCCGUUCAUCCUUGCGCUCAUUUGCCACCACUGCCAAAUCUGCACACCACAACAAUCAUCGUGACAACCACAAGUUCCUCCCACCAACCUCGUUCCUGGGUAGCUGGGAGGCACCGAAGGACCCCAAGGAGGCUGAGGCCAAGCUUGCUCAGCUUCGCAGGGACUACGCGAAGCAGGUGAAGGAGCUUCGGAAGGAGUACAUCGAAGAGAUGGAGCUGAUGCGCCUUGAGAAGCAGCGCAAGGAUGAGGCUCGCAGGGAAGCCCUCAGAGUCGCCACCGAAGAGCGCAAGAGGCUCAAGGCUCAGGAGGCUGAGAUCAGAGCCCAGCAACGCAACAUUGAACAGCAACAAUUUCGAGAAACCCUUUUAAAAGAAAGAGCAGAGAAACUUGAAUACUGGAGGAGGAAAGUCAAAAUGCACGAGGAGAAGAAGGCAGAGAAGAAUGAAUUAUUGCGUCGACAAAGUUCGAUGUGGGUUGAUGAAGCUGAAAUUGAGAAGCAAAUAUUGGAUACCGUAAUUGCUACAACGCAUUUUUGAGCCCCUUGAAGUAUAUCGAUACUGAUUAGUAGAAUCUAGUCCUGUGUGCAAAGCAGCAUCAUAUAAUUAGUUCUUGCUUUCAGAGUAUCACACAAGUUGCAUGGUCAUGCAUGGAAAUAAGCCUUGCAUUGUCUUAUUUGGGAAUUUUGAAGGAAAUACUUGCUAUGGGGGUGCAAACUAUGGUGUUUCUUUGAAGUUACUUGGUAAAACAAGUUGUGAUUUUGGCUUUGAUGCAGAUACCUUUCUGGUUAGAUUUGGACAUUUUUAAUUUGAAAUAGGUUGUUUGGUUCAUGGUUUCCUAACAUUAACAUGUAGAAUCAGUUAACCUGGAAAACCCAGGCAAUAAAUGAUUAGUGACCAAAAAAUAUGUUGAGUAUGCUUCUGAUGAAUGCUCGAGGUUUCUUCC